Chrysochloris asiatica (Cape golden mole) is the source of this 993-nucleotide messenger RNA. RefSeq lists its product as uncharacterized. The record is from RefSeq and is a predicted model, not a curated record. NCBI's taxonomy places the organism in Eukaryota, Metazoa, Chordata, Mammalia, Afrosoricida, Chrysochloridae. The transcript is spliced from 5 exons. The coding region runs from base 1 to 993 and encodes 330 amino acids.
AUGCCGCCCAGGGGGUUGCUGUUCUUCCUCUCCAUCGCAGCCCUGCAGUUGGUGAGCAGAAGCGACAAGACCUUCAGUAGGGUGGAGGAGCAGCUGAGCUGGCAGGACGCCCUGAAGCACUGCCGACUAAACUACACAGACCUCGCGGACCUGCAGAGCAUGAACAGCCUCAGUGCCUUGACGACCAUUUACUCCUUCCUCACCACCACCGACGCAUGGAUCGGCCUCUUCUUCGACUCGGCCAUUAAUGGCCUGAGCUGGUCCAGUGGCUCCCUCUUCAGUGACCCAGGGUGGAUACAGCUGCCCGCCUUCCGCAAGGGCAUCUGCGCCACUAUCUCUUUCAUAGUUGGCCCUGUCAUAACCCCCUCCUCGUGCACAGAGAAGAAGCCAUUUCUCUGCUACUAUGACCCUGAUGUAGGCCACCGCAUGUCCUUGACAGCCUCGCCUCGCCUGACUACUGCUCUCAAGUCAGCUGAGGUCCAGAUCGGCCAACAGACCUUCACGUGGUUUGAACAAAGAAUGACGUGGUCCUCAGCCCUGCUCUACUGCCGCAGACACCACACGGACCUGGCUGACCUGCAGAAGGUGAUAGGUGAGGCCGACAGGGAGACUUUGAGAUCCAUCACCAAGGAGACCGAAGCCUGGAUCGGCCUCUAUUUCAACGCAGCCUCCAGGUCUCUGAGCUGGACCAGCGAUUUGGGUACCAGCAUCCCCAGCUGGUUGCAGGUGCCCACAUUUGGGACGGGACUGUGUGCAGGCCUCCGAACCUACGCUGACUUCCCCCCCAGGGUUUACUCAGUGAUCUGCUCUUUCCUACAACCCUUCAUCUGCUUCUAUGGACAGGACCCCGUUGGUCACCGCCCAGAGCGCAUCCUCAGGCUCCACUUCCCAGACUACGCCAGCACAGAGCCCCGCUGGUCCUGCAUCCCCGGGCAGCCUCAAUCUCCCCCAGGAAGUGACCAGAACUCUAGCCGGCUCUUUGAGCCCUGCUGA